This is a messenger RNA of Cryptomeria japonica (Japanese cedar), 3731 nucleotides long. RefSeq names its product oxysterol-binding protein-related protein 1C. Bases 717 to 3137 code for a protein of 806 amino acids. The transcript is spliced from 12 exons. The record is from RefSeq and is a predicted model, not a curated record. Lineage: Eukaryota; Viridiplantae; Streptophyta; Pinopsida; Cupressales; Cupressaceae. Gene Ontology annotation, cellular component: intracellular membrane-bounded organelle; cytosol; membrane. Gene Ontology annotation, molecular function: sterol binding.
AGUAGGAUUAUUUAAGAGAUUAAUUACCUUUGCACCAGCAAAAACAUAUCUUUAAUUUCUUAACUAUGUCUCUCCCGUAAAUGGAGUCUGCUUGAGUUUGCCUGGCAAUGGAGAUCAAAUAUGCCAAGGUUGUGGAAUUUUGAGGGGAUCGAACGAUCGAGUUUUCAGGGAUUAAUGGAUUCGAAGAUUUAGUUUGCGAAUGAGCGAUUUUUUUUGAAUGGAUCGACGUGUGUAUCGUGGUAUGCCGUCCGCCAUGGAAGUCGCGAUUUGCAGAUCUGUUUUUCGGCGAUAUAAUCGUGUUCGGUAGUGGAAAGUUGCACCGAAUGUCGAGGAAAUUUUGUUUACGGCAUACCGCCAGCGGAUCUCAGCUGAGUUCCUAAUCCUGGUGGUUAUGACGAUUUCUUGAGUUUUUUCAAAACUUCAAGAAAAGAGAACGUGGUGUGAAAUUUAAAACUUUGAGAAUAUUUAAAAGCUUUCAAUGGCACAUGGUUUGAACUUUUCUAACCUAUCCCAUGUUGUUAAGGCGGCGGUGGAGAAUAUAAAAUGAAGGUAAGGUGAUGACCGCCGGCGAUUUUGAUCAGUUCGUAAUUCCAAAAACUCUGGCUUGUUCAGUUGAAAAUCUCAAGGCGUGCACUGACUUUGGCUAUUUAAGUUAUUAAAAAUGCGCAUUUCGCAGUAUUAGCACGAGAAGGAACGGUGAGAAAGGGAAGCAGGAAAUGCCUGUUCCCAUGGAAGCUCAUCCUUUAUCUCCGAAGGCGUCCAAGAAUCCGGGAGGAGGCCAAUAUAGAGGUUCAUUUAAUAAUGGCAAUUGUAGCAAUGUGAAGAAUUCCUUUAGCAGUGAGCGCUUCAAUGAAAUUGUCCGUGGAGAUGUCAAUGGUUUCACAAAGUCUCCUUUUAAUGGCGUUUCUGUGCGGUUGAAGACUCCAGACGGUUCGUUUAGAGCUUCAGGCGGGUCCCAGGAGUGCGGGAUCGAUUUGCAACAGCUGAGGAGCACUAAUGUUGCUGGAAUACUGCAUAAAUGGGUGAAUUAUGGUAAAGGAUGGAAAUCUCGAUGGUUUGUUCUCGAGGAUGGAGUUCUUUCAUAUUACAAGAUCCAUGGCCCAGAUAAAAUUGCUGUAAACUACGAGACAGAGAAAGGACGAAAGAUUAUUGGAGAGGAAUCUUUAAAGCUUAUGAGAAGUCCUAAAAGCUCGUUUGCUCAUGGUGUUCAGAAAAAUGAGCGAAAGACGGUUGGAGCAGUACAUUUGAAGGUAUCGUCUGUCCGGGAGAGUAGAUCAGAUGACAAAAGGUUCUCCCUUUUCACUGGCACUAAGACACUCCAUCUGAGAACCGAUUCUAGAGAGGAUCGUUCAACAUGGAUUGAUUCUUUAAUGGCAGCCAAAGAUCUUUUUCCUUCUAGAUCAAUUAGCAGCCAUUUUCUUAUGCCUGUUGAGGAGAUUGUUGUUUCAACUGAGAAGCUCAGAUGCCGCUUACAAGCAGAAGGAUUGAAUGAUGAAAUAAUACGGGACUGCGAAGACAUCAUGCUAUCAGAAUUUUCUGAGUUACAAAGUCAGCUAAAGUUUCUUGAGCAAAAGCGAUUCAAUCUGCUUGACACUCUAAGGCAAUUGGAGGCUGAAAAGGUGGACCUAGAGACCACGGUUAUUGAUGCAAGUCAGUGUCAUUCAAAAGAGCGAGAUGUAGGUGAAUAUGAACAUGGAAAAUAUAGUGGCAGUGCAACAGAAUCUGAAGCAGACAAUGAAAGACAAGAUGGUGGAGAGGUAGAAACUGAUGAAGACGAUCAAAUAUUCUUUGACACAAAAGAUUCUCUAUCAGACUCUUUAAGAAGCUCUAGCAAUGGGUUCAGGCGAACAUCAACAGCUUCUGAUGAUGGAUUUCUUGACAGUGAAGAUUUUUUAAAUGGUACAAAUGAGAUUGAUGCUGAUAUGGAACUUGUUAGUUCUGACUAUCCUUUUGUAGAAAGACGAAAGAGUUUACCUGAACCAAAGGAAAAAGAGAAAGGAGUCAGCCUGUGGUCUAUGAUUAAAGAUAAUAUUGGGAAGGAUCUUACCCGAGUUUGUCUUCCUGUCUACUUUAAUGAGCCACUUUCUUCCCUGCAAAAGUGCUUUGAAGAUAUGGAAUAUUCCUACCUUAUUGAUCUGGCAUCUGAAUGGGGCAGAAAAGGAAACAAUUUGAUGCGUAUACUGUAUGUAGCGGCAUUUGCAGUUUCUGGAUAUGCUUCUUCAGAAGGUCGAUAUUGUAAGCCUUUUAAUCCUCUUUUAGGGGAAACCUAUGAAGCUGAUUCUCCAGAUAAAGGCCUCCGUUUUUUUGCUGAGAAGGUCAGCCAUCAUCCUAUGCUUAUUGCAUGCCAUUGUGAAGGUAGAGGAUGGAAAUUUUGGGGAGAUAGUAACCUAAAGAGCAAAUUUUGGGGCCGGUCCAUUCAAGUUGAUCCUGUAGGGAUUCUUACGCUAGAGUUUGAUGAUGGUGAAGUGUUUCAGUGGAGUAAGGUCACCACAUCUAUCUAUAAUCUCAUUUUGGGAAAGCUAUACUGUGAUCACUAUGGGACAAUGCGCAUACAGGGCAAUUGUGAAUAUUCUUGCAAGUUAAAGUUUAAGGAGCAAUCCAUAAUUGAUCGUAACCCUCAUCAGGUACAAGGGUUUGUGCAAGACAGGGAUGGAAAUAAAGUAGCAACAUUAUUAGGUAAGUGGGAUGAGAGCAUGUAUUACAUUCUUGGUGAUAUUACCACCAAGCCCAAGGGAUAUGAUCCAAUGUCUGAGGCUUCCUUAUUAUGGAAAAGAAGUAAACCCGCGAAGAAUCCCACCAGAUACAAUUUGACAUCUUUUGCAAUAACGCUUAACGAACUAACUCCUGGACUAAAGGAAAAGUUACCACCAACUGACUCAAGGCUGAGACCUGAUCAGCGGCAUCUGGAAAAUGGCGAGUAUGAACAGGCUGAUGCAGAUAAAUUGAGGUUAGAACAGAGGCAGCGACAGUCAAGGAAACUACAAGAAAGGGGGUGGCAACCUCGAUGGUUUCGGAAAGAGAAGGGCCAAGACACAUACAAGUUUAUUGGUGGAUACUGGGAAGCAAGAGAGCAGGGUAAAUGGGACGGUUGUGUCGACAUAUUUGAUCAAACCUCUCAAGAUGUUCCUGUUAAUUGAAAAUGGAUUGUUGGUGGAUGUUUAUCUUUGGUAAAAUUUAAAGCAAUAAUGCUCUCUAUCAAGCAUUUUGUUGUUCUAGUGUUCUUGAGGUUACUUGAGAGGGCAAUUAGGUCAUGGACCGGUCAAGCCAAAUUUAAUUGUAUAUCAAUUUCUUUCCAGAUGCACGCCUUACAUAUGGGUUUGCUAGAUUUUUUUGUCAAAAAAAGCUACCCUUUACCUGUUCAAUAUGAACAAGAAGCCAAUGGAGAACGGCACAUGUUGAGUCUACUUCAUGUUGGGGGGAGUCAUUCUUUUCUUUCAUUGUACAUCAAGGUUCACAUUGGAAAAUUUCAUUACCCCUUUGGCAAUACAUGUUUCUCAAAGCUCAAGAUACAUAUGCAUGUAUACUUUGCAUGUGAAGAAACGUUAGCAAGCCACAAAUUACAUGAUAUCUGUUUGAAAAUCUGUGAUGGUGACUAUUUUCUGCGGAGCUUAUCUUCUCUAAACCCAUUGGUACUAUGGUUUAGCCACAGAAUUUGCAGAAUUAAACAUAACUCGCCAUAAUCUGAUUGCACAGAACACGUGAUAUAAAAUUGAUCAACUGUUUAGAAUUCA